Messenger RNA from Penicillium vulpinum, 909 nucleotides. Its product is annotated as DUF3425 domain-containing protein. The coding region runs from base 1 to 909 and encodes 302 amino acids. The record is from RefSeq and is a predicted model, not a curated record. NCBI's taxonomy places the organism in Eukaryota, Fungi, Ascomycota, Eurotiomycetes, Eurotiales, Aspergillaceae. The transcript is spliced from 2 exons.
AUGGAGGAACCCUCUAAAAAACGGAUCGCUUUACGACCGUUCUCGGAGCGCUUGUGCGCAUGGCCAGAUGAAGAUUGGUCUGGUAUAACUGACCCAAAAACUCGCCGAAGGCUGCAAAAUCGCGUGAAUCAAAGAUCCAGACGUCUACAGAACAAACAAGCUGCAAAGCCCUUGGACGACAGACGGAACAUCAAAUCACUAGCUUCUAAAGGUGCAGCAGCAACAACUGCUGUUGCAGAGCAGACAGACGAACAAACAUCAGCAACAUACAGUGCUAUGGACGUGCCCUCACUUAUGUCCUUGAAAGAGAUCGAGGAUGUACAUAUCCUAAAGUGCCAUUCGAUAACGACAAAAAUCACAAUGCAGCGCUUAGAGAGGACGGCACGUCAAUAUCACAUGCUGGGGUCUCCACGCACCGAUCUUCUACUCCACCUGAUCCAGUUCAAUUUCACCAGAGCGCUCAUGGAAAAUACCGCGAUUCUGGGCCUCACAUCAGACCAACUACACGACGAUGCUAUUUCACCAUUUAAUACCAUUGGCCCGUGGCAAUAUGACUUUGAGAGUCGCCUUCCACCCAGUCUCCAGCCUACCAUGAUCCAACGCUCCAUCCCACACCACCCAUGGUUAGAUCUGCUUCCUGUUCCCAGCAUGAGGGACAAUUUAAUCCGAGCUGGAGACUUUGAGGAGGAAACACAACUUUGUCUCGAUAUGAAGGGGAGUGGAAAUGAGCACUCAGGGAGGACUGGGAUUAUUGUUUGGAGCGAUCCUUGGGAUCCGGCGGGGUGGGAAGUAACAGAGUCUUUUGCUCGUUCUUGGAGCUGGGUUAUAAAGGACUGUCUCGACUUGGCGCAUUCCACAAACCGGUGGCGAGCACAGCGGAAUGAAGGUCCCCUGUUUCGUUUGAGUUGA